AUGGCGGUGGCGGAGGAGGAGACCCGGGAGAAAUGGAGGGGGGCUGGGCAGCGUGGGGGCUGCGAGGAGGCUCGUCCACUUCACAGCCCCGCAGGUGAGUGUCCCAGCCCGGGCCGGGGUGGCGCCAAGCGGAAGAAGAAGCAGAGGCGGAACCGCACUACGUUCAACAGCAGCCAGCUGCAGGCGCUGGAGCGCGUGUUCGAGCGCACGCACUACCCGGACGCGUUCGUGCGGGAGGAGCUGGCGCGGCGCGUGAACCUGAGCGAGGCGCGCGUUCAGGUCUGGUUCCAGAACCGCCGUGCAAAGUUCCGCCGCAACGAACGGGCCUUGCUGGCCACGCGCUCGGCCUCGCUGCUCAAGUCCUACAGCCAGGAGGCUGCCGUGGAGCAGCCCGUGGCGCCCCGGCCCACAGCGCUAGGCCCCGACUACCUGUCCUGGUCAGCAGCAUCGCCCUACAGCUCUGUGCCGCCCUAUAGCCCUGGGGGCUCGGGCCCUGCCACCCCGGGAGUCAACAUGGCCAACAGCAUCGCCAGCCUCCGUCUCAAGGCCAAGGAGUUCAGCCUACACCACAACCAGGUGCCCACAGUGAACUGAGCGCUGUUGGCCGGGCUGGGACCCAUGGCCACCUGCUCCCAUGGCGCUGAGCAGAGGGGGCAGUGCCUGGGACGCGACCUUCUCCUCCCUGCCCCUAGGACAGGCUGGCUGACUGUACUGGCCGCGGCGCCAGCCUGGACUCCUGCACUGAGAGGCUGAUGGGACCCUGAUGGCUCCUCAGUGCCUGGCCCCCAGGGGCUGCCCCUGUGACCCCAGAGGAGCUGCUGACGGCGAGGCGGGAGCUGGCCGGGACUCCUUCGCUUUGUGUACGAAACCAAAAGGCUCUGUCUUUAAGAAAUAAAACCAUUUUUUAAAAAGC
Messenger RNA from Octodon degus (degu), 913 nucleotides. RefSeq names its product paired related homeobox 2 (gene Prrx2). The record is from RefSeq and is a predicted model, not a curated record. The transcript is spliced from 4 exons. Bases 1 to 594 code for a protein of 197 amino acids. Gene Ontology annotation, biological process: regulation of DNA-templated transcription. Lineage: Eukaryota; Metazoa; Chordata; Mammalia; Rodentia; Octodontidae. Gene Ontology annotation, molecular function: DNA binding; DNA-binding transcription factor activity, RNA polymerase II-specific.